AUGGUCCAAAAAUAAGGAGCAACUAUGUCCUUCUCUCAGUUCGGAUACCCCUACAGCACCACUUCACAGUUCUUCGUGCCCGCCAGCCCCAGCACGACCUGCUGCGAGGCCGCCCCCCGCUCCGGGCCGGAUGCCUCCUCGGCGCCGGCCGCCGCCUCCCUCUGCUGCGCCCCGUACGAGAGCCGGCUGCUGGCGCCCGGCCGCGCCGAGCUCAAUGCCGCGCUGGGCAUGUACAGCGCCCCGUACGCCGCCGGCCAGGGCUACGGCAACUACCUGUCCUACGGCACCGAGCCCGCCGCGCUCUACACCGCGCUGAACCCCCAGUAUGAAAUCAAAGACGGCGCCGGCACGCUGCACUCGGGAAUCGCACAGCCCGCUACCUACUACUCCUACGAUCAUUCCUUGGGGCAGUACCAGUACGACAGGUACGGGACGGUGGAUUUCGGUGGUUCAGCCAGACGCAAAAAUGCAACGCGAGAGACGACGAGUACCCUCAAGACCUGGCUGUACGAGCACCGCAAAAACCCUUACCCCACCAAAGGAGAGAAAAUCAUGCUGGCUAUCAUCACUAAAAUGACCCUGACGCAAGUGUCCACUUGGUUUGCUAACGCCAGACGGAGGCUCAAAAAAGAAAACAAAAUGACCUGGUCUCCCAAGAACAAAGCAGGGGAAGAGAGGAAAGAAGAAACCCCGAGGGAAGAGGAUGAAUACAGCGCGGAGACAGAGCAGAAGAGCUACAAAGAGGACAAGGACCUGCGGUUCAGCGACCUGGAGGAGGAGGAAGAGGAGGAGGAGGCGGGGAAGCCGGAGAAGGGCCGGACCAGCUCCCUGCAGGAAGCCCCCAGCCUGGGCGCGGCACUGCCCGAGGCUCCGCGGAGAGAGUGCAGCCUGCCCGGCCCCUUCCACGCCUUUCCUUGCGCCAAGGCCCCCGCCGCGGACUUCGCUCCCGCCUCCUCGGCCGGCCCGCCGCCGCCCUACGCGCCCGCGGAGAAGCCGCGCAUCUGGUCGCUGGCGCGCACCGCCGGGGCCAGCGCGGCGCACAGGGGCAGCCCCGAGGGCCGCGGCGCGGAGGGAGGCGGCGGGGCGGCGGGGGAGCAGCCCCUGCCCGCCAAGGCCUUCCGGAGCUCCGCUUUCAACCUGCAGCCGCUCCCGCGAAGCUGCGCGUCCCACCGCGGCCUGGGGGAGCCGUGCCAGUUCGCGGCGGCGGGCGAAGGCUUCGGGCGGGGCGCCAAGGGCGGCCCGGGAGGCACGGAGCCGGGUGGGACCUGCCUGGACAGGCUGCGGACGGCGUUCCGGCCCGUGCUGCGGAGGGAAAUCAAUCUUGAAUAUCGAGUAGACUUCUAUAUGUUUACUAAAGGCUACUCAAGACGAGUGGGGCUGCAUAACUGGGAGACCUCUGGGUUUGCGACCGGGGAAGCAAUUCAUAGGGGAAAGGAGGAGCUGCAGGCCAACGCAGGCGGGGCUGCCCCGGGCUUCGGCCCCGAUAAUAUCCGCGACCCUUCCCGGGAGCGGGGCAGUCCCGGCUGCGGGGGCCCUGGGGAAGGAGGCUAA
Messenger RNA from Hirundo rustica (Barn swallow), 1551 nucleotides. It is a transcript of the gene IRX6, whose product is annotated as iroquois homeobox 6. NCBI's taxonomy places the organism in Eukaryota, Metazoa, Chordata, Aves, Passeriformes, Hirundinidae. Gene Ontology annotation, biological process: regulation of transcription by RNA polymerase II; neuron differentiation; cell development. The transcript has 7 exons. The record is from RefSeq and is a predicted model, not a curated record. Gene Ontology annotation, cellular component: nucleus. Gene Ontology annotation, molecular function: DNA-binding transcription factor activity, RNA polymerase II-specific; RNA polymerase II cis-regulatory region sequence-specific DNA binding.